AGUUGAAUACAAACGUGUCAAAAUUCAGUCCGACGAAGUGGUCCUGUUGUUUUGAUCCGCCUUCUCGGGGUCGAUUUUCGGAAGGACUUUCACCAGUUUCCGGCGCGAGAUUUUUUUCCCGCAAACAAUGGCCCACGCCCAAGCCCCGCUGCGCCCGUUCAACACGCCCGGCCUGCUGCACUCGGACCGCGAGCGCUGGGUGUGCAUCUAUCCGGCGUACCUGAACCGGAAGAAAACCCGCCAGGAGGGACGGCGACUGCCGCUGGCCCACUGCGUGGACAAUCCGACCUUCCAGGAGAUCCGGGACGUGCUGCAGGUGCUCAAGCUGAACGUGAUCGUCGAGAACAAGCUGUACACGCGGGAGAAGAGCAAGGAACUCGCCUACCGUGGCCGCAUCCGCGUCCAGCUGCGCCAGGACGACGGCGAACCCGUGCUGGAGGAGUACUCGACCCGGGACAGCGUGCUGCUCUAUCUGGGCGAUACGAUCCCGCAGCUGAAAACACGCAUGGGCAGGGCGGAAAACGCGACGCUGCUGCAGCAAGCCUCGUCGUCUAGCGGUGGAGCCGGCGGUAGUGGCGGCAGCGCUGGCGGAAGCAGUUCCGGCGGCGGCGGACAGUCCCACAAAAAGGGCAAGGGCAAGAGGCGAUGAAGGAGGAGUUGGGAUGGUAAGCGAUUUCGGGGUCUUUUUUGUUUUGUUUUGAUCUUCCUCAACAUCGACAUCGAUUGUGUUUAUAACAUGUCUUUAUUUCUUUUUGCAAUAGAGAACAGUAUUUUGUUCGAAACCUUUACAAAA
Molecule: messenger RNA, 793 nt
Organism: Culex quinquefasciatus (southern house mosquito)
Lineage: Eukaryota; Metazoa; Arthropoda; Insecta; Diptera; Culicidae
Gene: Srp19
Product: signal recognition particle 19 kDa protein
Exons: 2
Coding region: 128-649 (173 amino acids)
Biological process (GO): SRP-dependent cotranslational protein targeting to membrane, signal sequence recognition; SRP-dependent cotranslational protein targeting to membrane
Cellular component (GO): signal recognition particle, endoplasmic reticulum targeting
Molecular function (GO): 7S RNA binding
Source: RefSeq, a predicted model, not a curated record